Messenger RNA from Neocloeon triangulifer, 948 nucleotides. Its product is annotated as neuroparsin-A-like. The coding region runs from base 96 to 515 and encodes 139 amino acids. The transcript is spliced from 5 exons. The record is from RefSeq and is a predicted model, not a curated record. Lineage: Eukaryota; Metazoa; Arthropoda; Insecta; Ephemeroptera; Baetidae.
GGAGAAGGCCUCGCUUUUUACCAGCAGCACUCGCCCUUGCAGCACCGUCGAGCACCGCAUAGUACCACAGUUAACAAAGACUACUUGUCGACGCAAUGCAAGUCUCUCUGUACAAAUACUCUGCCAUCAGCCUGGCCUCUACUUUACUAGGACUUAUUGUGAUUGCAUCAAUCAUCACUACUGCACACAGCGGUUCUCCUUUCCCUCGCUGUGGUCCCUGUUUGCAGGGAAUGUGUGUUAAUUCACCUGAUGAGUGUCGCUAUGGCUACUUCCACGAUAGCUGCGGUCGCAUUGUCUGCACCAAGGUUGUCUAUGAUUUCUUUGGUAUUGAUGCCUUGUCCAAGAGACCACGGUCGAGGAAAAUUCGUGCCUUUAAAGGUCCCGAUGAAAAGUGCGGAGGUCCCUACGAGUUCUACGGUCGGUGCGGCCACGGUCUGGUGUGCAAAUGCAAUCUGUGCGUCGGUUGCUCGACAGAGAACAUGGAGUGCUCGGCCAACAACAACCCGCAGUGCUAAUCGGCCGUGGACGUUGCUCGCACGACCAGAUCUCACAAGAGAGGCUUGUCCGUAGCCAAAAUCAGUAUUAGCCACCGGACACAUCUCACCUUUUCCAGCAAGCCUCCAACACGACCUCCAACGACUCAUUAUUUGCAUUUGUUUUUCUCAUUCACUACUCCUCUCUUUCAUAUAAUUAAUUGCACAUAAUACAUUUUCGGUGCUGUAUACUUGUGUACAUGUUAAGCCUAAAAGCGCAAACUUUGUUGAUAUAAAUUAUUAUUGUUAAAACAUACAAUUUACAUUCUGAGGUGUAGAACUUCCAAAUAUUAUUUGCAACACAAACGCAGUUAUAAAUAUACAGAUAUGUGUUCAAUUCUUUUCUGUGAUGUUCACUAUAAUUUAUACCCCACAACAUGUGAGAUGGCAUUUAAUAAAGACAGAUCAAAAACAA